Molecule: messenger RNA, 2124 nt
Organism: Cherax quadricarinatus
Lineage: Eukaryota; Metazoa; Arthropoda; Malacostraca; Decapoda; Parastacidae
Gene: Lsm11
Product: U6 snRNA-associated Sm-like protein LSm11
Biological process (GO): mRNA 3'-end processing by stem-loop binding and cleavage
Cellular component (GO): U7 snRNP
Molecular function (GO): U7 snRNA binding
Source: RefSeq, a predicted model, not a curated record
GAGCAGCGCCACUGCAGUGUAAACAUGGCCGGGGAGGGAGAAGAGCUCGAUUUUCACUCCAAGAGCUUUAAUGCCGCAAAGGCUCUUUCUUCUGGCGACGUGCAGCUGCCAGUGCCCGAUGCCCAGGAGUAUGAGGACCUGGAGAGCCUGAGAAAAGCUGUUCACAGCCACAACUUUAACGUAGUGCGAGAUAUACCGGGCGUGUUGGGCCCAGGAGGCAUUCCCAAGAAAUGUGCACGGAAGGUUCCAGUUGAGAGGAAUUUUGCACCAGAGCAAGGACUCAUAAAAGGCCGUGGUCGGAGACGCCUUCGGAAUGUAAUCACCCGCAUGGAGGAAAUGGUUGGACCCUUGGCUGUCCUUCGCAAGUGCCAACAAGAAAAUAUUAAAGUCAAGGUAUACGUGAGGAACCACUGUGAAGUUCGUAGUAUGCUCAGCGGAUAUGUGGUGGCCUUCGAUAAACACUGGAACCUGGCCCUUAGUGACGUGGACGAGGUCUUCCAGAAGAAGCUCCGCUGCAAGACCCCCGCCCUAGGUGACGUGAGUCAGUUCGUCAAGGUGGGUGAUCUGAGUAUCCGUGAUUCAGACAGCGACUCCAGUGAUGACUCCCGAGAGUCCAAGAGCAAGAGCUGUGGCGGUGCUGAAGAUCAACACACAGGCUUCUCGGGCAUUACUGGCAGAGAGCUCGAUCACCAAACACUAGUGAGUAGCAGGGAAGAAUCGGACUCUACACUAAGACACUUGGGCGCUGGAACGUCCAGCGGACUCGCUGGAGCGGGUCCAGACACGCGAAGAGGACGCGAAACUAGCCGUGGACUCAGUGGAGCGGAUCCAGACGUUGACGGGAGUGGAAGACGCGUGAUUGGAAGCAGCAGUAGCAAGAGGAUGAGCAGUCUGGAAGCCAUGGAUCUGAGAGCCAGAUUGUCCGUCAGAGUGACAACACAACACCCCGACACCAGUGAUAGCCGCGAUGCCCGCACACUCCAGCUUGGACGAGGCAACACGCAAGAGAAGAAAGCAAGGGAGGAGGAGGAGGAGGAGCAGAGGGAAGGUGAGGGAAAGGCAAAGAAGAAGAGGGUGAGGAAGAGGAUGAAGAGGGAGAUCAGGAAGCGACAUGUCAAUCAGCUGUUCGUACGAGGCGAGAAUGUGGUCUUAAUAUCUGUGUUGAACCUCAGCAACAUGAUGGAAGAAAACAACAAGUGAAUGAUGGAGGAGAGAGAGAGACGAGCAGUAACAUUAGAGCCAGACCAAAAGAAAAAGGAGAGAUAACAGAACGUUCCAAGUGUGUUAACAAUCAUAAUACAUAUAAGAAUUCUUUUGUUAUAUCUGCAUGUAAAUAAGACUUUUGCAGGUGUGACGGUCGAAACCCCGAUAGUAUGAGAGCACAUCUUUACUUACACAACAUGUCGUUCUAAGAAGUGCUUUCUCAAGUUAUAACUUAAAACAGUUUUACGUGAAACAUUGCCCAAAUAAAGGUUUGUUCUGUAUACUAGUCUUUGUGGAAGACUUCGGUACUACAAGGCUGGAUGGGCCUGGAGCCGUGGACCACACAAUCCAGAGACUCACGUCAGGAAGGUGGCAUGCAACACACACACCCACGCUGCUGCUGUUGUUGCGGCUGCUGCCGCCCCAACGUAAGAACUCCGUAACGGCAUCUGAAGAUUCAUCUCCAAAUAAUGAAUCAGAUGUGAAUUAUUACUGUGGAUUGCUCAUCUGUGGACAUGAAUCCGUCUGGCAGCACUGUGAAAAUUUUCUAAAAAAAUUUUAAUUAUUUAAGGUAUGUAUAACUCCAUCUGUUCCAUUAGAAGCCUUCAAGAACCUUCAUCGCAGUGCUGGCGACGGUGCUGGUACUGGUGCUGAUACUGGUGCUGGUACAGGUGGCACUGGUGCUGGUACAGGUGGUAAUAGUACUAGUACAGGUGGUACUAGUGCUGGUAUGGGUGGUGCUAGUGCUGGUACAGGUGGUACUGGUGCUGGUACAGGUGGUACUAGUGCUGGUACAGGUUGUACUGGUGCUGGUAUUGGGAUGGACAGUUAUCGUCCUUAAACUUGUAUGAAAUCUCAUUACCUUCCAUUCCCCACUUGGGUUUUUGGCUUUCUACGAAUAUAACAAUAAUAAUAUUAAAA